CUUCCUUGACUCAGAUCGCUCAACUUAAAGGGAAGGAAAACAUAAAGCCGACCAUCUGUCUACAGGUCCUUCAACGGUCAGCAUCAAAUCCCCGUGAGGCUGGAACAAUGACAACUGUCUUCAUAAUUUUUGCUGCUUUUGUUGCAACCGCUCUGCCAAAAGAAUCUGUCGAGUGCAAAUUUUAUGACUCCACUGGAACUCAGCAGUGUUACGGAGCGGAAGGACAGCAACUUAUUUUUCUCCUUUCAAAGACAGAAAUGAUUGAUUUUAGAUUGAGACAAAAUGGCGAGUAUACGUUUUUAAUAACAUACAGUAAUGGAAAAGUGGAGCUGAAGGGGCAGCAUGUCAGUCAGUUUGAGGAAAUCCAACCUGGAACAUUCAGUCUGGGAAACGCCAUGAAGGAACAUUCUGGAGAUUACUCCCUGGAGGAAUACGAUGCUGCCGGACAAGAGAUCAGAAAUGUUAAGGUCCACAUAAAAAUACAAAAGCCAGUGUCGAAGCCAGCAGUGUCUCUUAAAUGUUCUUCACCCGAUCAGAGGACAGUCACAUGUUCUUCUUAUGGAGAUGAAGUGGAGUUCCUUCUGACUUUAGAUGGUCACUCACUUGUACAAACCAGAGGGAUCCUCAGCAACUGCACAGGUGAAAAAUUUAAUGGCACAAAUGUUUGCAUCAGCAUAUACGGCCAGCUGACAGGAGGCCUCAGGUGCCAAGUUUGGAACAAAGUCAGCAGAGAGGAUUCAGGAAUUCACUUAACAGCAUGCAAUGGUUCUCGAAGCUUUGUUGUACCAGUGUUAGCUGCUGCCACAGCUGUUCUUUUGGUGGCUUUGGGUUUCAUUGUAAUUAAGUUUGGUAAAAAACGACGACCAAUGCCACAAAAUAGAGGUCAUGCAGAAGAGGAAAUUAUCUAUGCAGAUGUUAAAGUGAAAAAUGACACAAGAAGAACUGAACCAAACAUCUGAAGCAAAGCAAAAUGACUUCUGCUCAACACAGAAUCAACGUCUUGCUAGUCGAAGCUGCAUGAACUGUUGCUAUAAGCUUAGAACAUGUAUUUUGCUUUGGAGUCUUUACAUAGUGAACAAUUUGAUAU
Molecule: messenger RNA, 1087 nt
Organism: Gambusia affinis (western mosquitofish)
Lineage: Eukaryota; Metazoa; Chordata; Actinopteri; Cyprinodontiformes; Poeciliidae
Exons: 6
Coding region: 108-959 (283 amino acids)
Source: RefSeq, a predicted model, not a curated record